AUGCUCACCUCGAAGCCCACGAUCAUUCUAGUUCAAGGCUCCUUCCAGACCCCGCUCGUUUAUGAGCAACUCAGAACCGGCCUUCACAACGCGGGAUAUCCCGUCGUCCACCCCAGACUCCCCAGCAUCUGCACCGACAUGAACGACAGUGAGUUUCUUUCUUGUACACUAAAAGACGAUGUAGACGCUGUCACUACAGCCCUUAAACACCUCGUCGAAGAAGAGAAGAAAUCAGUGGUGGUUGUGAUGCACUCCUACGGUGGCAUCGUGGGCACCGAAGCAAUCCCCAAGCACCUCACCCACGCGGCGCGGCGCGCCCGGGGACACCAAGGGGGAGUCCUCCACCUCUUCUACUUUGCUGCCUUUAUCCUGCCCGAAGGUAAAUCCGUACUCGAGGCCUUCGGAGAGUCUCCGAUCAAUGACGUGCAGCCAGAUGGCAGAUCCCGAUUGGAGAACGGCGCCCAGACAGUGUACGGCGACCUCCCGGCUGCGGAGGCGGCGCUAUGGGAAUCGCGCCUCGUCCCCCAGUCGUACGCGGUGCAGACCACGUGCACGACCCGGGCGGCGUACGAGUACCUGCCUUCGACCUACCUGGUGUGCGAGGGGGAUCAAGCAGUCCCGCCGAGUUUUCAGGAGGGGUUUGCGGGGCUGGCCCGCGCGGAAGUGGAUCGGUGCACCGCUGGCCACUCGCCGAUGCUGAGCCAGCCGGCUAUGUUGGUGGGGAAGAUUGCUGCGGUGGUGGAUCAGGCGGGCGCGGCGGCGGCGGGGUCGAGCUUGUAG
This is a messenger RNA of Aspergillus fijiensis CBS 313.89, 780 nucleotides long. Its product is annotated as alpha/beta hydrolase. The transcript has 2 exons. Bases 1 to 780 code for a protein of 259 amino acids. The record is from RefSeq and is a predicted model, not a curated record. Lineage: Eukaryota; Fungi; Ascomycota; Eurotiomycetes; Eurotiales; Aspergillaceae.